Molecule: messenger RNA, 3801 nt
Organism: Echinostoma caproni
Lineage: Eukaryota; Metazoa; Platyhelminthes; Trematoda; Plagiorchiida; Echinostomatidae
Source: the annotation of a GenBank genome assembly
AUGGUGGAUACCGCGCACAAAUCUUUGGCACUUUUGAGCGAAAUCACCAAUCUGAGAAAUCUUCAUUUGGAGGGAAUCACAUCCAAUCAACUACGAUCCAUUCUGGUCCGACUAGAGGAUGAAGGUCUGGUUCCGUUUCCGGACCAUUUGGUUUCUCACUACGAAGAGAACGACACGGAUUCAAAUGCAUUUAUAUCGGACGAGCUGUGGGACAAACUGAUGCAAUACUUGGAACAGAUAAGGGAACAAAUAACAUUGAGUUCGUUGACAGCUAUAUCCAAACACAAACGGGAACGUAAAAGCUUGACGAGUAGAAGCCGUAAUUUGACCGCAAAAGACCGCAAACGCAUGUCAUUCAUGAGACGUGGUAGUACACUACUGAACGAAACAGUCAGUUCACUUGCUCGCAAAUCUAUCCACAUAACCGAUGAAGAGCCGGAAGAGGAUUUAGUUGUCGAUAAUGCCGUUGUCCCCGAAGAACAUGCUGCUCUGUCCAGUUCGGCUUCCACUUUGUCCACUAUCUCAUCUGGAUUUGCGCUCGACCUGUUAAUCAAAUCCCCUCAACAGAUACGUGAGGAUGAGAUCAAAAAGAAAUACGAGUUGGAAGUGAACGCAUGCAAAGAAAUGUUUAAUGAAUCUAUGCUGUUAGACGAACAAACGCUUCGAUUGCAAAUGUUUAACGCAUUCUUGGCUGAAAAUGUGCACAAAAUAUUCCGAAACUUAGAGCAAGCCCAAAUGGACACGGAAGAAGGCAUUGGUAUACCGAGAGACUCCUUCUCCUGGCUUCAUGCCCAGCUGAUGGAACAGAUUCUCAAAGUGACAGACGGUCUGCCCGUGGAAGUACGUAACAAGCUAGAAAACGCAGUGGAAUCCCUCAUUGGAGAUUUGAAAACAAGUGCAGAUCAACACCAGAUGGAUGUCCCGAAUGUUGAGGUUAAAGCAGGGCAGAUGUUGGCCCCGGAAAUGAUGAGCAGCUUGACAGCGGCGGUGCGAACUAUUUUCAAAUAUCGCAUCGAUAAUCUGUUAAAAACAUCCCAAUUGAAUGACGAGGCUCGGAGGCUGGGCGAUGAGGAGAUUAAACAAGCUGGACGAAAACUGAUAAUUCAAGUUCAAGAGAUAGGGAAGAAUUUGAAGGAUGAACUACUCCAAGAAUCGCUUACACCUGCAGUGGUAUGCGCAGCAAUUAAUCAUGAAUUAGAAAAUUUGUGUAGAACGACUCAGUUACAAGUAAAAGAAGAAACUAAGCAAUUAAUACGUAGAAAAAAGCAACGUAGACCACGAAUGUCCGCUCAUGAUUCAGCAACUCUCCGACCAUAUGGACAUCGAGCAAGUCUCAUGCUACAACCUGUCACACCCCAGGAAUUAAAGAAUUUACAUGUUCGCAAGCCAAUUUCUGUGAAAGACGAAAUCCGACCACCUAUUCGUUUCUCCUUGGUUGAACAGUACGAAUCAUUUCAACCGGACAGCGAGGAAUUGGACUCUGAGAGUAUGAUAUCCGUCAAUGACGAAGAAGUGGAGCGCGUGAUGGAAAUGUUAAGGCAUUUCACAGACUAUGGAGCGGAGGAUAUGGAUAUUUUGGGACAGGUUUUCACAGCUCUUAAACGCAACUCCAGUAUAGCACCGGCAACAAUCUCCCAAACGCUACGUGAACAAUACAUCAAGGUGGUCACUCAGAACAAAUCACGGGGACAUAUUUCCCCUGAGGAGUUAUCCUCUUUAUCUGCAUCAUCGUCCUCGAUUCCUUCAAUAAAAUCAAUUGAUGUGGUAUCUGUAUCUUCAUGGAAAAAGGAGGUUUCAUUGGACGUAAAUGAAGUCGCAGAUAAACUGGAAAACCCUUCAGAAACAUUUGCACCGGCUGCUCAGGCAGAAGAUUUGUUAUCCCAACGUCGGUUACCAAAACCUGUGCCGCAAACGUCUGGCACUAAUCAACUGACAAAAUUACCACCGAAAACAAUGAAGUCCAGACAGAAAAAGACACAUUUAUCUAAAUCAGCAAAAAACGCACCGAAUGUGACCAAACCAGAAGCGAUUAGUUUUCCAACCCAAAUACUGGAAAAUGUAAAGGAACCGGAAAUGCUGAUUUCUAAAGCUCAAUUACUAGUCAUAUCCCCCACGAAAUCGGAGCCAUCGUUUCAAAAGCCCUCAAAGUUGCCAAAGACCCCAUCCGCCAAACAUUCAUCGUUAUCAAAAUCAACUCUCAAUUCACCUGCUCCGGCAAGAACUUCUAUAGACGAAACAGCAAAGAUCACGACCACUACCAUUUCGAAAGAGAAACACCCAACAACAGACUCAUCAAAAAGAUGGGAAAAGAAAGUAGAAGUUGUGGAGCCUCCGGUUGAAGAUGCCAGUUUCGUUACACCCCUGCAAACACCUGCUUUUUUCAUUGCAGAUGAUAAUCUUAAGUUGAGUGAACCUACUCUAUCACGGCCAGUUUCGAUAGACAGUACUAAAACUGAAGUUUCAGAGGACGAAACCUUGUCCAAAGCGACAAACAUGCCAAAGAAGAAAUCUUUGAAAAGACAGUCUACCGGGCGAGAACAGACUAUCUAUGGUACAGUAGAACUAAAGCAAAGACAAAGUGUGUUUCAGAACGAUCCAGAGGGUCGCAAAAUGGCCGCGUUUCUUAAGUCUAUAAGAGAAAAAAUUAAUGCUGAAAAAGGGAUCUCCCCUGAGUCUGAUGAAUUCUAUGAAAAUAUCCGUCGAAACUUGAUUACGAUUGCCACCAAUAUGGAAACCAAUGCGCUUCCCAAAUUAACUAUGACCGAAAUACCCCUUUUUGUGCAUUUACCGGCAGAAGAACAGCUCACAAUUUAUCCUGAUUUAUCCGAUAUUCUGCUGAGGAGUGCCACCCCAAUCGACUUGGCUCCUGAACCGACGGAACUUCCGUGUGCGCGCACCACAGACAUCGGUUCAACCAUAGAGGAAUCAACAGUUCGAUCACCUCGGUUCGACCAGUCAGUUACACAUACGCAUUUGCCCUCACCGAGCAUUUCUAUCCGAUAUAGUGACAAUCUAUUGCAAGUGUAUACAGACAGAGAAAUGGGAAUCAGUGUGCAAGGAUUGGAGUUGGACAAGAAAGAGCGGCAUUCAUCCAUUCCGUUUGGUCGGGCAAGCAGCAGUAAGGAGGAUGUUACAAACGUGUUGCACACAAUGAUGGAAGGAGUAUACACAAUAGGCCAUGUGAAAAUACCCUGUAGUCCAAAAUCCACGGAUGUUGUUCUGCCAGUCGGUGAACUUGUCCCAUCCGAUAUGUCUCCUUCACGAUUGGCAUUGUCUGUUGCGGAAAGCCAAAAGUCCUCAACUUCCAGAAGAGGACAACAGCAACAGCAACAACAAUACGAUAUUGUGAGCGGUGAAGUAUACGUAGAAACCAGCAGUGGUGUCAGCUCGUUCCGUUCUUAUUUGCCGGAGCUCGCAAUAAAAAUCAAACAGGAUCCGGAAAAACAACAUGAGACAAAAAAAGAACCAAAACGAAAAAUUACCAAACUACCGGAUCUACCAAAAAUGCAUUUAAAACUACCAAAGCUUCCCAGCAGCUCCAUUCUUCCACCCGGAUCACGUGUAGUCCCACGACCAAGCUGGAUCCCCUGUCAUGAAUGGUCCCGAAUGAUUGGUCCACGGACUCGGGUUGUGAUGCGUCACAACCAGCCAGAAGAGGAACGACGAUGGAUUAAAAAAAGCGAGCUUUCUCACGUAUCAUCGAGUACACUACAGUCCAAAUGCGACCUAUUCCACGUACUUCAUACAGCCACCAUCAGUCACAAAUCUCGUGCUUUCUUAUCACCUAUACGCGGUGAUUGA